Cladophialophora carrionii CBS 160.54 is the source of this 1053-nucleotide messenger RNA. RefSeq lists its product as uncharacterized. Bases 1 to 1053 code for a protein of 350 amino acids. The transcript has a single exon. Gene Ontology annotation, molecular function: zinc ion binding; oxidoreductase activity. NCBI's taxonomy places the organism in Eukaryota, Fungi, Ascomycota, Eurotiomycetes, Chaetothyriales, Herpotrichiellaceae. The record is from RefSeq and is a predicted model, not a curated record.
AUGAAGGCCGUCCGCCUAGUCAACUACCACCAACCGCUCGAACUCCAUGACGCUCCAGAACCCAAGAUCACCAGUCCACUGGAUGUGAUUGUCAAGAUCGGCGCCGCCGGCGUCUGCCGCACCGACCUCCACGUCCUCGAAGGCCAGUGGGCGGCCAAAUCGAACGUCAAAUUGCCCUACACGAUCGGCCACGAGAACGCCGGCUGGGUGCACGCGGUAGGCGACGCCGUGACAGGGCUGAAAGUGGGCGACAAAGUCAUCCUCCACCCGCUGGUGACGUGCGGACUGUGCCGCGCCUGUCGCUCGGGAGACGACGUGCACUGCGAGGCGAGUUCCUUCCCGGGAAUCGACACGGACGGCGGAUAUGCCGAAUAUCUGAAGACUGGAGCCCGUAGCGUCAUCAAGCUGGACGAGACGCUCGAGCCCGUGGCCGUGGCGGCGCUGGCGGACGCGGGGCUCACUGCGUACCAUGCGUGCGCCAAGGCCGCGAGGGCGCUCAGGCCGGGCAAUUUCGUCGUGAUGAUCGGCGCGGGCGGACUGGGACACAUCGGCGUGCAGGUCAUGAAGGCGAUCAGUGCCGCGACAGUGAUUGUGGUGGAUCGGAAUGAAGGAGCGUUGCGGCUGGCGAGGGAGCUGGGUGCCGAUCACGUGGUGUUGGCUCGUGAUGGAGGUGGCGAUGGUGGGUCAGGCGACGUGGUUGUGGACGAAGUGGUGAGCUUGACGGCAGGCAAGGGGGCAGAGGCGGUGAUUGAUUUCGUGGCCGAGGACGGUUCGACCGCCAGGGGCGUCAAGUUGCUCCGAAGGGCUGGGAAUUAUUAUGUUGUUGGGUAUGGCGAGAAUAUCAAUGUGCCGACGAUUGAUAUCAUCUCUACGGAGAUCAACUUCAUCGGAAACUUGGUCGGGUCGUACAAUGAUUUGGCGGAGCUGAUGGUGUUGGCUGCGCAGGGGAAGGUCGUGCUCCACACGUCGGUCUAUAAGUUGGAAGAGUUCCAGAGGGCGAUCGAUGAUCUGUCGGCCGGCAAGGUGCGUGGGCGGGCUAUUCUUGUUCCAUAA